AUGCACCCCCCUUUCCCCCAGAUCCGAAGAUUGUUGUUUCUACACACCUUUGUGGGCAGGAUGGAGCACAAACUGGGAACUGGGAGAGACAAAGAGACAGAUCAAAGACGAGACCGAUGUUUUGACAGAAGUGCACAUACACACCUCUGUCCUCUUUGAAGUUAUGGAAAGGUAGCAAACCAAGGAUAGUCCUAGCAGGUCAUUGGCUUUGGAAGCUACAAACCUCGGGACAAGUCACUUUAGUUUGUUGCUCCAGUCUCAUGGUCAUGUAUCUCCCAGAGGAAGGGACUCUGCUGGAUUUACCUUACAAAAUGAAUCAUUUGGCUAAUAACUAUGGAUAUUAUCCACAAGACUGUAAGGAGCUCACUUGCUGGACUCAACAUGGCCUCAAUGGCAGGAUGAACAGUCCUGAAGCUGAACUGACCUCACUGCCAGUUCAUGUAUCACUGCAAGAUCGAGAGCUAUGGGAUAAAUUCAGCAGUAUUGGCACAGAGAUGCUGAUUACUAAAUCUGGCAGGCGGAUGUUUCCCAGCUGCAAAGUAACAGUGACAGGACUGAAUCCAGUAGUCAAGUAUGUGGUGAUAAUGGACAUGGUGCCGUUUGAUAACCACAAGUACAAGUGGAAUAAGGAUCUUUGGGAAGUGAAUGGUUCAGCUGAUCCACACUUACCCAAUCGGUUCUUCAUCCAUCCAGACUCUCCUGCGCCUGGAGAGAAAUGGAUGCAGUAUCCAAUCUCCUUUCACAAGCUCAAGCUGACCAACAACAUCCUCAACUCUAAUGGCCUGGUGGUUCUCCACUCCAUGCACAAAUACCAGCCCCGUCUACACAUAGUCCAAUCUCCAGAGCCCUGUUACCCUCAGAACCCUGGCAGUUACCUGCGCUUCACCUUCCCUGAAGCGGCUUUCAUAGCUGUCACAGCCUACCAGAACCAGGAGAUCACAAAACUCAAGAUUGACAACAACCCCUUUGCCAAAGGCUUUCGUGACAAUGGGCUGAACAGGAAAAGGUUUAGAGACAAAGAGAGCCAAGAGACCAAGGAUUCAGAUGGACAGGCCAAACAGGAUUUGACACCAAUGGGACAGUCACAGAAAGAUGAGGAUGUGACCGUGUCCAGCUCCGUUGACAGCAGAAGAACGCUGAAUUCUUCAGAAGUGGCUUCCUCGGUCCCCCCCAACCCUUUCAUAUCAGCCUUCACAAACACUAGCACUGCUGGAGGACCUUCACCCCAUCAGACACACACCAUUCUCAGCCUCAAUAACAGACACCUGAACAGUCCCAGAGAAGCCAGACCCAGCCUCCACAGUUUGUGUGCAGCUCUGCCCGUGGCCCAGAGCUCCUGCGUCCAGUCCUCCACAGGAGACGGCCACCUCAGCACGCUGCCAUCUCAGAUCAGCAGCCCAGCCUCUCAGACCCCAGGAACAUCCAUCAUCCAGCCUCAGCCUUAUUUUCGGACCCCUCCCCAUCCCUCACGACAAUGUCCUGACAUGGAGCUGCCCCUCCCAAUGCCUCCUAAACUGAGCCGGAUGCAACUCCCCGGAAGUGCUCUGAGGAACCUGGAAAUGAUCCCGGUCUCCGACUAUGUGAGUCCGAGGCCCCUCACCAACAUCCUUAACUGGAUCCAUUCUCGAGCCUUAGCCUCAGGAACAUCAGGGAAGGUCCUGCAAAAUCCCCCCGAACCUGAGCAGUACCUCCGAGGCUCAGACCGAGAGCUGCAUCCGCAGAUUUAUCCAGCGGUUCAAAAAUAUAUUGAUCAGCAGUUCCCAUUAAACAGCCAGACUGAACACAGAUCACAGAUGGACUAUGUCAGUGGCAGACCACUAACUGAAUACUACUGUGACCAGCAGACUGGGAAAUGAGGUUUCCAGGCAUCAUCUAAUUAGGGCUCAUUUGCAGCAGAGACUGCACUGCAUUACUAGAUUACCAAAAAACAAAAAGACAGAGGGCUUCCCAAUCAAAGAAUGUAAAUAUUAUUUUCAGUGGGAUAUGAGGUUGUUGUUAGCUGUCACUAAUGUUGUCCAUAUUUAUGUUUAGUCUGUUACUAUCUUUCUGAACUUUAAACUGUACGGUCUAAACUGCACAAAUCUAAAGCAAUGCAACUUUCUAUUUGUUACACGGAAACAACCAUUUCCUUUAAAGCUGCUUUGAAACUAAAUGCAUUGUAAAAGUGCUGUACAAGUAGAUUUUUUUGUUUUUUUCUAAAUCUGUUUUUAAACAAAAUAAAAGAUUUUUAAUCAGAA
Molecule: messenger RNA, 2237 nt
Organism: Carassius auratus (goldfish)
Lineage: Eukaryota; Metazoa; Chordata; Actinopteri; Cypriniformes; Cyprinidae
Product: T-box transcription factor TBX6L-like
Exons: 9
Coding region: 261-1856 (531 amino acids)
Biological process (GO): regulation of transcription by RNA polymerase II; positive regulation of DNA-templated transcription; cell fate specification
Cellular component (GO): nucleus; chromatin
Molecular function (GO): RNA polymerase II cis-regulatory region sequence-specific DNA binding; DNA-binding transcription factor activity, RNA polymerase II-specific
Source: RefSeq, a predicted model, not a curated record